GCCGGGGAACGGUGGAGGCGGUGGCGUUGGCGGCGUCGCUCAGGCUCGGGUCUGGGCCGCCAUCCCGCUGGAGGAGGGGGCAGCGGGACCCUGGGCCGAGGCCGGGGCCGGGGGCGGAGGCGGCUGAAGGGACGGGACGGGAGUUCCUGGGAGGUAGGAGGGGUUGCGGAGAGGACCCGGAGGUGGGGGCAGCAGCUCCGCCAUCUUGUGGAUGAGAGACCAAGUGACAGCAGGAGCUUAAUCGGGGAGGGGGCUCUGGGCGGCGCGCAGGGCCCUGGAGGGAAAGGGGCGUAGGGACAGUUACUGAAGAGCGGAGGAAGCCAGGAGGAGAGACGCCGUGAGGCCGCUGGCAGGGCCUUCCUUGUGUGAGGGUUACGGUGCUCUAUGCCCAGGUCUCUGUGGCUGGGCUGCUCCAGCCUGGCGGACAGCAUGCCUUCGCUGCGAUGCCUGUAUAACCCAGGGACUGGCGCACUCACAGCUUUCCAGAUACACCUCUAUACAUUCAUUGUUAUAAUGGCUUUGAAGACGUUUGCCCUUGGAAUUAAUAAAAGGAGUCACAACUCUGUAUCUGUGAAUUCCUCAGAGAGAGAAGACUGUAAUAAUGGCGAACCCCCUAGGAAGAUAAUACCAGAGAAGAAUUCACUUAGACAGACCUACAACAGCUGUACCAGACUCUGCUUAAAUCAAGAGACAGUAUGUCUAGCAAGCACUGCUAUGAAGACUGAAAAUUGUGUGGCCAAAACAAAACUUGCCAAUGGCACUUCCAGUAUGAUUGUGCCCAAGCAACGGAAGCUCUCGGCAAGCUAUGAGAAGGAAAAGGAACUGUGUGUCAAAUAUUUUGAGCAGUGGUCAGAGUCCGAUCAAGUGGAAUUUGUGGAACAUCUUAUAUCCCAAAUGUGUCAUUACCAACAUGGGCACAUAAACUCGUAUCUUAAACCUAUGUUGCAGAGGGAUUUCAUAACUGCUCUGCCAGCUCGGGGUUUAGAUCACAUCGCUGAGAACAUUCUGUCAUACCUGGAUGCCAAAUCACUAUGUGCUGCUGAACUUGUGUGCAAGGAAUGGUACCGAGUGACAUCUGAUGGCAUGUUAUGGAAGAAGCUCAUCGAGAGAAUGGUCAGGACAGAUUCUCUGUGGAGAGGCCUGGCAGAACGAAGAGGGUGGGGACAGUAUUUAUUCAAAAACAAACCUCCUGAUGGGAAUGCUCCUCCCAACUCUUUUUAUAGAGCACUUUAUCCUAAAAUCAUACAAGAUAUUGAGACAAUAGAAUCUAAUUGGAGAUGUGGAAGACAUAGCUUACAGAGAAUCCACUGCCGAAGUGAAACAAGCAAAGGAGUUUAUUGUUUACAGUAUGACGAUCAGAAGAUAGUAAGCGGCCUUCGAGAUAACACAAUCAAGAUCUGGGAUAAAAGCACAUUGGAAUGCAAGCGAAUUCUCACAGGCCACACAGGUUCUGUCCUGUGUCUCCAGUAUGACGAGAGGGUGAUCAUAACUGGAUCAUCGGAUUCCACAGUCAGGGUGUGGGAUGUAAAUACAGGUGAAAUGCUAAACACAUUGAUUCACCAUUGUGAAGCAGUUCUGCACUUGCGUUUCAAUAAUGGCAUGAUGGUGACCUGUUCCAAAGACCGUUCCAUUGCGGUGUGGGAUAUGGCCUCCCCAACUGACAUCACCCUCAGGAGGGUGCUUGUUGGACACCGAGCUGCAGUCAAUGUCGUGGACUUUGAUGACAAGUACAUCGUUUCUGCAUCUGGGGAUAGGACUAUAAAGGUAUGGAACACAAGUACUUGUGAAUUUGUAAGGACCUUAAAUGGACACAAACGCGGAAUUGCCUGUUUGCAGUACAGAGACAGGCUGGUCGUGAGUGGCUCAUCUGACAACACUAUCAGAUUAUGGGACAUAGAAUGUGGUGCAUGCUUACGAGUGUUAGAAGGCCAUGAGGAAUUGGUGCGCUGUAUUCGAUUCGAUAACAAGAGGAUAGUCAGUGGAGCCUAUGAUGGAAAAAUUAAGGUGUGGGAUCUUGUAGCUGCUUUGGACCCCCGUGCUCCUGCAGGAACUCUCUGUCUACGGACCCUUGUGGAGCAUUCUGGAAGAGUUUUCCGACUCCAGUUUGAUGAAUUCCAGAUUGUCAGUAGUUCACAUGAUGACACAAUCCUCAUCUGGGACUUCCUAAAUGAUCCAGCUGCCCAAGCUGAACCCCCCCGCUCCCCUUCUCGAACAUACACUUAUAUCUCCAGAUAAAUAAUCAUACACUGACCUCAGACUUGCCCAGGACUCAUUAAAGUUGCGGUAUUUAACGUAUCUGCCAAUACCAGGAUGAGCAACAACAGUAACAAUCAAACUACCACCCACUUUCCCCGGACUAGCUGAGGAGCAGGGCUUUAAGACUCCUGUUGGGACACAGCUGGUCUGCAGUCGACCCAGGAUGGUUUACUCAGCACAGCUGACUGCUUCCGUGCUGCUAUCAGAAGAUGUCUUCUAUCUUUUGUGAAUGAUUGGAACUUUUAAACCCCACCUCCCCUCCUUCUUUCCUCCUGCUCCUGUUUUUUCCUCAUUUGGUUCCAGACAGAGAUGACAUAAAUAUAUUUAGUGUUUUGCCAGAAUCUCUCUUGCUUUGCCGUUAAGCAGAAGAACUAGUUUCCUAUGGAGCCUACUGGGAGAGAGCCGCUUCUAAGGGACAGGGGAUACAACUUCAAGCCAGACGGCACCCAGUGUCUCCCUGUAAACUGCAAGAAUACCCAGCACCUGGCAAGAUCUGCCCAGCCCCACUGUGCUUAGGAGGAAACAGCUGUCUGUGUAGCCUCUGGGGCAAGAAAGAAAGAAAACAAGAAUGUACACCCUGGAAGAUCUGGGCCUCUUUCCUUCCAUCUCUUUCUCUGUUUCUGUCCCUCUUGCCCCUUCUCCCACUCCCCUUCAACAUGUUUAUCUGCUCCACCUGAGAAGAAAGAAUAUGAAGAAAGUAUCCUCAGUUAUCAUGAGGCAAAUGAGAAAAUGCAAUACUUAGAAGAGUUAAGUACCCUUCAGUCAAAAUUUCAAACCCAGGCUUUUGCUGCAAGUGACCCUAUGUGGCGACGAUGGAUUCUCAGACAUGGUACUGUCGUCGUAUUUGCACCUCUUCUCUCUUCUCCUUGUAACACCCACCCACGCCCCCAAAACAAAAGGGGGAGGGGCAGAAAUUUCCUGGGCUCCUUCAAUGGCCACAUCUUUUCUGGACUCAGCAGUCUCCUCGAUUCCAUGUAGAGUGUGGAAAGGAGUUGCUGAUUGCAUUUCCUCUCAUUAACAAUUAGAUGUGUAAUAAAAAGCGUACUUCAUCUUAAAUCACUGCUAAGGCUCAGCCUACAGAAGGGGUUGAAAUGGCCAGAGCCAUUCUGCAUAAUGGUUCGCAUCUCUGAUUUCCUCAUCAGGGCCUGCAAGUACCCAGGCGUGCCUGUAUCUUUGCCGAGACCACGAUCAGGCUAGCUUACCAGGUGGUCAAGACUAAAAGGUGAUGUCUUUUUCAUUUAAGCCAGUAAAUAUUGUCUCUCAAAAAUCAAGCUAAUCAUCUCAACCUUGCUCUGCAGAACCUUCCUUCUGCUUUUCCAAACCUGGUAUUUAUAAAAGGCAAAACUGCCAGAGAGAGAAUCAGGGUGAAGUUUGGCACACAGGGUUUAUUAAUGGCACAGAAAUGCCUUCUCUUUCCUUUUCUUCCUUCUCUUGGCCUUAUUUUACUCUCCACUCUCCCCAAUAAAAUUCCUCUGGCAGUUGGUGAGCAACAUAAAUAAAUGGACUUCAGGAAGAGCCAAGGCUUACUGGCCACUUCAAAAUCAGCUAUAGAGGCUUCAGGUGCAGGGCACGUGUGCCCCCCAACCUGGGGGCACAGGGAGUACUAUCAGUAUGUGCCCGGCUUGUUUCCCUGGGCAGGAAUGGGCCUUCACCAGCCAUAUUGUGUGGCACAGACACACCCAUCAAUGGGCACAGGGCAGUCUCCAAGUCUUCCCUUGGAAGCUGAGCAGACAGGCCCAUUGUUUCCGUUAUAUCAAAGCAGUUGAGUAAAAGAAAGGCCCCUUUUAACCAGCUGCUGUAAAAACUUCAGAAUGGGAUCCUGUUGCAGGCGACCUCAAAGCCAGGCCACCUUUAGUUGGGGGCGGGGGGGGGUCAUCCUCACUCUUUCCUCUGCUUUGCCAGAAGGAAUCCUCUUCCCAAAAUAUGCCCAGACUGAAUCUUGUUACGUACUGAGAGGCAGAUUGUGCAUAUGCAUUUUCCCUUUCCUGCUUUAUGAGUGCUUUUAAGCUUUUAGUUCCAGGUUAUAGUCAGAAAACAUUUCCCAGUGAAAUGAUUGUCAUUGCUUGGGAAAUUCUGGGUUGGCCAAAAAGUUCGUUCGGAUUUUUCCACACAUCUUACAGAAAAACCCAAAGGAACUUUUUGGCCAACCCAGUAUUUUCUGAAUAUAAUUUCCUUACCAAAUACCCACAUGCUAGAUGUAUGUCUUCUAUUUAGCCACUAUCAGGGUUCCUUGUCUAUUGUCUUGACUGUGUGUGUGUGUGUGUGUGUGUGUGUGUGUGUGUGUGUGUGUGUUGACUGUUAAUGGCUUUUUGAUUGGUUAAGGAUUUUGCUAUAGAUGAGGCAGAGGGCCAUCCCAGGUCAGGCAUUAAAGAGGCAUGGAUUUUGAGCUAUUUCAAAAUAUUGUCCAAUAGCCAUAACUUUACCAGUCCUUCUCUUAUAUGCUGCUAUUCGGAAGUGGAACCAUGGAAUAUUCAUUGGUCCCCAGGGUUUUGCUCUCUCAUCUAGGUUCAGUUGAAGGUAUGUUGACAGGAGCUUGUCCAGUACAUCAUAAAUGAGAUCAAGGGUGAACCCUGCAGUCUGGAGCCAUUAGCUCUAUGGAGGAUAUUCUCCAGGUUGUCCUCUGCUGCUCACGGAAAUGGGAAUGAAGUUAAGUGGUCUGAAAAACUUGUCGGUCACAUUUCUCAGCUCCUGGGGGUCAUUUACCAGUUCAUUGUAGAAGAAAUAAUCAGGUAAGUAGAAGUUUGUUUCCAGAGAAGGUAAAUGCCACUUACCAUCUCUGCAUGAUUUCAGUGGGAAUCGAUUAUCACUAAUCCCCAACUGGGCUAGAAUAAAAAUAAAGUUUGACCUUUUUAAAAAGACAAGAGAAAUGAAGUCUCAACACCUCCAAAGGAAUGGUAGAAAAGGAGCUGAAGGUGUUUCUGGGCUCUGAAAUGAAAUGUCCCCAUUGUAGAUUAGUCUCUUCUCACUAAAAUUCCAAUUUAGGCCUGAAAGAAACAUCUCAUAAAGAUGGGAGGAAUCCUGUUCAAAGGCAGACAAGGAGCGUGUGCAUGCCCCUGCACCUGGUUACUCUGUGGGCACUUGUGAGCUCUCUGUUCACACUGGGGCUCCUUGGACAAAACCAGCAUGCCUUGCUACAUAUGUGUGUAUUUCCACUGCUGAGAACAUCCUUUUACUUUCUUAAUGUGCAGUUUGAAAAUGGACAUGAAUUGUGAGUGGGAGGCCUUUUACACUUGUCCCUUGGCAAAAUUCUUUCCAAUGACUCUUCACCAGAAACUUCAGAGGUAGGGACUCUCUGGGAUUCUGUUGACAAGUAAUAAAGUCUGGCCCUCAUAGCUUGUUUCUGGGAAAGACCCUGGAAUCCCUAAAUCAUUCUGUUUUCUGCUUGAGUAAGAAAAAUCCUUUUUAUUUUUCUUUUGUAAAAUCAAAAGCUGAAGAGAAGAAAAUAUGCACUCUUCUCCUUUGCUGUCUCCUGGUACCCAUUGGUCUGAAUAGCUGUGGUUGGUCUGUUUCUUACUUAGCACUUGGUUGUACGUGGAAACACAGGGCUGGGGGUGGAGUGGUGGGGGGAAUAUUAGAAUAAUUAGGGCAAAAUUUUCUUCCCCAGAAUUAGACACCUUUGUAUUGUUGACCUUCUUGGCAUCUUAGAUGGUAAUACCUUCCUGCCUAGAACAGCGCAGGCCAGAGAGGCUAGGCUGCAAGCUUGAUUCUGGAGGAAUCCAAAGGACUUCCAGUGUCAAAAGGGAUGCUUCGAUGCCUACCACCUGUUUGAUGAUCAGGUUUGCCAUAUGACUUUAAUCCAUAUUUCUGAUCUCCUCCUUCAUUUCUCUGAGUUCAGCAGACUUCCCCGAGCUGGAAAACAGAAAAAGGUGCCCUUGCUUCUUUUUGCCUUCCUCUCUUCCCUCCUAGAGUAACCCUCACUUCUACCAAGUGUACCUGAACCUGCAGGCUGAGUUUAUCUCCCCAGGCCUCAUCCACAUAGCCGAUCGCUGGCAGACCACAGCCCCUUACGUUAUUCACAGUCUCAACAUAAUCAGUGUUGAAAAGACAGCCAUCUCUUAGUAGAUUAAAGCUGAGUUUCUCUUCUUGUUACUUUACCUGUAGUUCAUUUGUGACUUCAGAAUCCUUGGAACUGAGGAGAGAAACCAAAAAAGCAUGAUUAUGGCUGCUGAUUUCAGGUGGAACUUAAUGCAUUGAAAUCCAGAAACCUCUUCUGUUGGAAACUGAGUACCUAUGACCUAAAAUUUCCUGGAGGCAGAUGACACCUGCCAACAUCUUUCCAGCCCACCCAACUGGUUCCUGGGUGGCUGUGUGGGUGUUUAUGGGUCAGUGCAGUAAACAGCAUUAUAAAGCUUCACCUCCCCUCUGUCCCUUUCUCUUCUUGGACACUGAUGGAAAAGACCAACAGGAAGGGUUAGCUCUCUGGGUACCAAGGAUACUAACACUUUCCCAAAUCAAGCCCAACACAGACUGUUCUGACGGAUGUUCACUGGACUCCAGCUAUGGGGCAGGCCUGGCAACAAGUGUGAGCCUCCCUGAGAGCUUUCGGUUGGCUCAGGCUUUAUUCUCUAGACUCUUCAGUACUGACUGCUUUGACUUUUGUGAUUAUGUUAUGGUGAUGUGUAGUCAAUGUACCAAUAUGUUCACAACCUAGGAUCAUGGUAAUACAGUGUGUUUUGUUUUGUUUUUAACUGUUCAGAAAAAAAGUAACUUAAAUUACAAAUAUAAGAUUAAAGUGAA
Aethalodelphis obliquidens (Pacific white-sided dolphin) is the source of this 6993-nucleotide messenger RNA. RefSeq names its product beta-transducin repeat containing E3 ubiquitin protein ligase (gene BTRC). The coding region runs from base 385 to 2235 and encodes 616 amino acids. The record is from RefSeq and is a predicted model, not a curated record. NCBI's taxonomy places the organism in Eukaryota, Metazoa, Chordata, Mammalia, Artiodactyla, Delphinidae. Gene Ontology annotation, molecular function: protein dimerization activity. The transcript has 16 exons.